AAAUCCACUCCGGUCCAGCAGGGGACAGCAAUGCUUUACUAAGUGGCAUGAUUUUUGGACGGUAUCCCUCGAGGGACAAACAAGACAAAGCUAUCGCGGUUUCUGCUAAAAAGUUUCGAAGUGCAGUUGGCAGCGACACUUCGAAUGGUUUGUUCGGUAACAUGGCUCUUUACAGUCGCGUUUCAGGGUCUGUUGGGCUGAUUACUCUCCAAAACCCGCCUGUUAAUGCUCUGAGUGCGGUGGUGAGGCAGAGUCUGAUUGACUUGAUGGACAGAGCUCUCAGUGAACCAGAGGUGAAGUCUGUGGUCAUCUGUGGGCAGAAUGGAAAAUUCUGUGGAGGCGCAGACAUCAAGGAGUUCAGAUCAGACAUGACUGGGCCGCCCCUGGUACCAAUGAUUGAUCGAUUGGAGUUGUCAUCCAAACCAGUGGUUGCAGCCAUAGAGGGUGUCGCCCUAGGUGGAGGCCUCGAGUUAGCACUUGGCUGUCACUACCGUGUCGCACACUCUAAGACCCGGUUAGGACUUCCAGAGGUGACUCUGGGUCUGCUGCCCGGUGCGGGGGGAACCCAGCGUCUGCCGAGGCUCGUUGGAAUCCCAGCAGCCUUGGAGCUCAUCACCACAGGUCGUCAUGUGACCGCUGCCGAGGCUCUUCAGCUGGGACUAGUUGACUUUGUGACUGAUCAUAACACCAUUGAAGCAGCUGUGAAGUUGGCCUUGAGCGUUGCAGGUAAAUCACUGGAUUCACGUCGCAUCAGCACCUGUAAGUGCCCACGCCCUCCUUAUGCGGAUGCUCUGUUCGAGGAAGCGAUGCAGCGGGUACGGCGAAGUGCCCGAGGAGCCAUUGCACCGGUUGCGUGUGUCCAGGCGGUUCACGCAGCCGCCACUUUGCCCUUUGCUCGUGGCAUGGAGCAGGAAAAACAGCUGAUGGCGACGCUCUUCACCUCGGGUCAGGCGCGCGCUCUACAGUACCAGUUCUUUGCCCAGAGAGCUGUCAGCAGGUGGAGCACUCCCAGUGGAGCCCGCUGGGACACCAGCAAGCCCAGGCCUGUGCACAAAGUAGCUGUCAUUGGACUUGGCACCAUGGGACGAGGUAUAACGGUGGCCCUCGCACAGGCAGGGCUGUCGGUGGUUGCCGUGGAGACCCACGAGAAGCAGCUGAUGGAAGCAAAGCGGGUGGUGUCGGGUAUGUUGGAGCGAGGAGCCAAGAGACUUGGGGCCCCACCCGCUCUAGAUAAAAUCAAUUACAGCUGUGAGAUCCAGGCCGUGGCAGAUGUUGACCUCGUCAUCGAAGCUGUGUUUGAGGACAUGGUGGUGAAGAAGACGGUCUUCCGGCAGUUGUCGGCCAUAUGCAAGCCGGGUACGUUCCUCUUCACAAACACCUCUGGGCUAGACAUCGACGAGCUGGCCGCUCAAACCCGGAACCCAGAGCUGGUGGUGGGGAUGCACUUCUUCGCUCCAGCUCAUGUGAUGAAGCUGCUGGAGGUGGUGUACGGACGACGGUCGUCGUCUCAAGCCGUGGCCACCGCCAUGAAGAUUGGAAAGAACAUGGACAAAAUCAGCGUGGCGGUCGGGAACUGCAGCGGCUUUGUGGGAAACCGAAUGCUGAGGCCCUAUCUGGAUCAAGCCUUCUUUCUUCUGGAAGAGGGAGCAACACCGGAGCUUGUAGACCAAGCGCUGGAGGAGUUUGGGUUUGCCAUGGGCGUGUUCAGAAUGUCCGACCUCUCCGGGCUCGACAUUGGCUGGAAAGUCAGGAAAGCAAAGGAGAUGGUUUCUAAGACCCACCAAGACUGCAGGUACAGCCCGCUGGGGGACCUGCUCUGUGAGCGGGGAAGGUUCGGUCAGAAAACGGGAAGAGGAUGGUAUCAGUACGACAAACCUGGCGGUCGAGUGGCUAAACCUGAUCCUUGGCUGCACAGCUUCCUGGAGAAGUAUCGAGCCCAGCGUGGCUUUGUGGCACGCCGCAUAGAUCACCAGGAGGUUCUGGAGCGGUGUCUCUACGCGCUGAUAAACGAGGGCUUCCGCAUUCUUGAGGAUAGAAUCGCCUCAGGACCGGAAGACAUCGACGUCAUCUAUGUGCUCGGCUACAGCUGGCCCCGGCACCGUGGGGGGCCCAUGUUCUACGCUCAGAUGGUGGGUCUGAGCAGGAUCCUGGAGAAGCUGGAGUACUACCAUCAGCUGCACCUGGAUAUUCCCAGCCUGCAGCCCUGCAGCCUGCUCAGGAAGCUGGUGGCCAACGGCAGACCACCAAUCCACAAGUGGGUGGAGGUCAUCAAGAACCCCCACAGCCAUCUUUAAAAAGAAUCACCAAAUAUGAUUCACAGUCUUACUGUGUGUGUGUGUGUGUGUGUGUGUGUGUGUGUGUGUGUGUGUGUGUGUGUGUGUGUGUGUGUGUGUGUGUGUGUGUGUGUGUGUGUGUGUGUGUGUGUGUGUAUUUAUUUACUUACACACACACAGUUUAAUACUGGAAUAAAACAAAUCAAUCCUUGUAAAUCUACUAUAUUUCAGAUAAUUAAAGCACAAUUUUGCUAAGAAUAACAUGUGAGAGCAAUUAAGAGUAAAAAAAAAUAACAGUCAGUGGUUUGAAAAUGGAGUAUUUAGAGACGGAGCCAAGUCAUUUGAAUGCUAAUUUGCAAUAAUGAGAGCUAAUGACAGAGGUUGUAAAAUCUAGAGCUGCAGCCUCAGCAGAAACAGGAAAAGCUGUUUACAUGGAUGGCCGUGGCAAGAAAGGACCUCCUGUAAUGUUCAGAGGAGUCUUCAGUCAGCAAGAGUCUAAAUUUCUCUGGAGGAAAUGCAUUUAAACAAUAGUCCUCUUAAAUAAACUGAAACGUUUACUGUUUGCAGUGCCUACACUCUAAACAUUGAAAUGUUGAAUUACCUAGAGAUGCCUUAUGCAAGAAUGAAGAAAGUAGUUUAUGGCAGUUGUAAUUCUGCUCUCAACCAGUAGGGGGAGAAACAGGAAAUUUCAGUGCUACUUUGAUACCAUCUGGUUUAGAUAUGGCAGAAAAAUGCCAUAAAAUACCAUUAAAUAAUUGUUAAAUUUGUAAUCUCUGUUUACAUGACUCUUUUGUAAGCUAACUGUUCUAUUCUUGUAUGUUUUGUUGAUUUGCUUACUGCAAAAUACCGACUUAAUCUAAUCCAGGGGUCUGCAGUCUGCAGCUCUUUGUAGUUUUAACCAAAGAUUACAUCAAAAUGUGUUAUCUCUGUUUUCAUAAUCACUAAAAUAAAGAUUUUAGCUGUUUUCCUGUUCAGUUUUAUGCAAACGUGAGACAAAAACUUCUGGGUUUUGCACAGAUACGACAGUGCUUAAAGAAAUUAGGGCAAGUUAUUUUGAUAAACAACUUUGCUUUGAUAAAAUAAUAUGUUUUAAAUUGAAUGCAAAUCUAACAAUUUUAUGUUCAGAUUAUUUUGGAUGAGGGAUUAUUAAUUUUUCACAAACACUGAUAGGUGUUUAUAUUUAAUCCAAAAAACUAAACUUAAAUUAUGAUGCUGCUGUUGCACAUGAUGCUGUGAUAAAAUACAUUUCUAACCAGUAAACAGUUUUAAUAUAUUUCAGGUGUGUUUUUGUGACUUUGCAGGUGAUGCAUAACCGCAGUGGUUACAGAUACUGGCCUUAAUAUUUUCCAAAUAUUAUUCUAAGAACCAGUUUUUUUUUUACUUUUAUGCUCUUUUAAAAGUGUUUCUAAACAUGUUUUAAACAUGUUUGCUGCAUGUAUUAUAAUGAGAUGUAUAAAUAAAAACAUUUUACUGAG
Messenger RNA from Nothobranchius furzeri (turquoise killifish), 3748 nucleotides. RefSeq names its product enoyl-CoA, hydratase/3-hydroxyacyl CoA dehydrogenase (gene ehhadh). NCBI's taxonomy places the organism in Eukaryota, Metazoa, Chordata, Actinopteri, Cyprinodontiformes, Nothobranchiidae. Gene Ontology annotation, cellular component: peroxisome. The record is from RefSeq and is a predicted model, not a curated record. Gene Ontology annotation, biological process: fatty acid beta-oxidation. Gene Ontology annotation, molecular function: NAD+ binding; (3S)-3-hydroxyacyl-CoA dehydrogenase (NAD+) activity.